AUGAAUUUUACAACUGUCCAAGUAGGGCAGAAGAAUAUGCCUGGGGAGAGUAUUAAUCGUGAAAAGAAAGUACCUGGAAUCGAAACACGCAGUGGACCAAAAUCUACCCACCGAAGUCAUCGUAGGAACCACCCUUACGCGUUUUCACAGGCACGUUCACUAUCUAAAGAUCACAAAGCCCCAAAAGAAACAUCAUCAAGUGCUUAUCAACAAUGGUUCGAUGAGUCAAAUGCUCACCCAAACGCCACCAUAUUCUCUAGUGCUGAAUUUGACCCCCCACAUUUCCUACAAAGUAACCAGUCUUCAGCUCAUUCAGGACAAGUCUACACCGACGGCAAUGACAGUUCUGAGGCAGCCAUAAGAAACUAUCGCAGUAUAAUCGAUGACUUGACCAUAGAAAAUAGGAACCUCAAGGAGAAAUUACGCUGGCACCAAAAUCAGUCAUUGAAUCAACUGGACAAGGAUAAACUUUUCGAGCUUAGAAUCCACGAACUACCGCCAGGCAAGAGGAGGGAGCUUGAGCAGACACUGAGUUCGUUCAUCUACAGUUUUAGUGAGGUGGGCAACGAGCGACUUGAACCGGAACUAUCUUUUUCCCGUGCCAAGCCCACCGUUGAAAUCAUCGCUGGCUCAGCACCCAACCAGUCAUCUUCUGCCAGUACACUGCACUCUCAAUUACAGGACUUCUCUCAUGUGUCUACAAACACGUCAAAGAAUCCAACGACUGUCGACCUUGACUCCAAGUCACCCGAAGAAACAAGAGCAACUUCUCAAGAAAUUGAAAAGUUGACAAUUCCACAGGCAGAUAUCAUCGCGCAGCAUCCUCAGUAUUCAGAAGGUCAUCUGCCAAACUACCCCUCAAAGUAUAUGACCAAGACACAAAAAAUGAAGCUCGUUGUACAAAGGCUGGAACAAUUAUAUACAGGGAAGACGAGCUUGAGCCUCGAAGAGCAUUCCAAGGGCUCAGUUACUCCGGAGAUUCCGGAUGUAGCCCAAUGUAACCUUAAGUCAUUAGAUAAAUCCAAAAGCCGCUUGGGAGCUCGCGAAGCUCACAUGAAGAAAAUAAGCACGAGGAGCGAAGACUCAACUCCUCCUGACACGUUUUCUGGUCCGGAAGAAUGUUCAGGUAAUCCAAGUCACUCGAAUAUGUCCGAUGAAAACUCGUCGGAGACGUCAUCAUCAGACCAGCGACCUACCAGACCAUUUGAUCUAGACCCUGACCGCUCGCAAAUACCGGCUGAAAAUAUGCAGUACAUUAGGCAUCUUGGACUCUCUCCUGCCAUGCUCAAAAUCAAUGACUCAGUUAAUCAUGUCGAAAGUAAUGGAUGGGUCUAUCUAAACUUGUUGACCAACAUGGCUCAGUUGCAUAUAAUUAAUGUAACUGCAGAAUUUGUCAGAACAUCAGUUCUCAAGAUGAGUAAAAAUUUUGAAAUCUCAUCAAACGGCCAAAUGAUACGUUGGAAAGGAGAUAGUAAGGAAGCUGCUAUCUCUAGCGAUGGUAGUAACGAAAGUAAAUCUAGCUCUUUCUGUAUCUCCGAUCCAAAGAUAUCGGAAAACCAUCAUCUUGAAACAGAAAUUGAGCCAAACAUUGAGUCAUUCUUCCCAUCAAGUGGACGCCGGAACAACUUUCAUUAUAUUCCACUUUUUAAUCAUGAAUACCGAUCAGAAAACACAACGGAAAGCAUCGCAUCACAGCCAGACACAGAACUGAGGGAUUGGGAAAGCUGUACGCCAGCUCCUCAUGCUCACAAUUGGAGGAGUAAAAAGCACAUACUUCUAGGAGAAGAACCUCCAGUCAGUGACGGGGCUAUAAUAUUCUACAACCGCGCCAGAUUUUACGUGGACUUAUGCGGUGAUCGUGAAAUUGCCGGGCUCCCGUUUCCCUGUCCUAGCUCCGAAGAAGAUACCUCUAGCUCGUACAGAAAAGAACUUCAAACAGAAAAUCUUCCACGAUCUGAAUCGGGCUCUUAUCUUUCCAUUCGCCCGUUUAAACAGCCUCUUCAACAUUCAACGUCUGAUGAUGACGAGGACCUCAGCUCCUUCCUUCAAAUUCCACCUGCUACCGAAGACAAUUCAAACGAACUACCUUUGCGACAGUACUCCGAAAAAGGAUUUCAUAUCCCUAGUAGCUUACAGCCGCUCAAGGUUUCUGGUAUUGGGGGGACACAGCCAGCGGACCACUUUGAAAUGCAUGUUCUAACCCGUCGGUCUACGAUUAUACCAACCAGACUUAUCAAGAAAAAAGGCCCUAGAAUAAAUAGAAUCAACCGACCAAUUUCCAGACAUUCACUGAAUAUAUUUCAAAAUCCGGCAGACGUACCAAAAAGCAACCAAACGGCUCCAGACAAAUUAGCUUCCAUUGAGGAUAAAACCAAUCCCGUUCAGAUUGUAAUAAUUUCAACCAAGACGAUUAAUUUACCCCCUUCCCAACUUCCCCUACCACCUGGUAUUGUAUCUUCACCCGAGUCUGAUCAAACCUCAGAAACAACAUCAAGCCUCAACAUGUAA
This is a messenger RNA of Blumeria graminis f. sp. triticale, 2508 nucleotides long. The record is from the annotation of a GenBank genome assembly. Lineage: Eukaryota; Fungi; Ascomycota; Leotiomycetes; Helotiales; Erysiphaceae.